AUGAAUCGGGACAACGUAUUCAGUAGCACCAAACAGACCAACCCGGUACAGAAUGCGUCGUUCCUGUCGAAGCGUACCUUCUGGUGGCUGCGCGACACGUUCCGCAGUGGCCAACGGAAGGAAAUCACGGAGGAGAAGCUGUACGCCACGCUGCCGGAGCACAGCAGCCACGAGCUGGCGAACACGUUUGAGCGCCUGUGGUCCGAGGAGGAACAGCGCGGCCCGGAAAGGGCCAGCUUUGCGCGGGUUUACUGGCGUGCGUUUGGCCCGCAGACCCUGUUUUGGGGGCUAGUGUUCUCGGCGUUCGAAACCGCGAACCGGGUGGCGCAACCGCUGUUGCUUGGCGAGCUGGUGUCCUACUUCACGCCGAACCAGAACGAGAUUAGCGAACGCGACGCGUACUGGUAUGCGGCCGGCGUUAUCGCGUGCUCGCUACUGUCGGUCAUAUCGUUCCAUCCGUUCAUAUUCUACAUCUUCCAGCUGGGGAUGAAGUUCCGCAUUGGCGCCUCGUGCUUAAUUUACAACAAGGUACUUAAACUCUCGAAAUCUACCACUGCCGGCGAUGGGCUCAAUGGGAAGAUCGUCAAUCUGCUGUCGAACGACGUGGGCAAGUUCGAUAUUGCGCUCUGCUUCGUCCACGACCUGUGGAAAGGGCCGAUGGAAGCGAUACUGCUCGGUUACUUCAUCUACCGGCAGAUCGGGUACUCGGGCCUGCUCGGUAUGGCCUUUCUUCUCAGCUUCAUCCCGCUGCAGGCCUGGGUCGGCAAGCGGACCGCCACCUACCGGAUGAAGUCCGCCAAGCGUACCGAUCUGCGGGUGCGGCUCAUGAACGAAAUCAUUCAGGGCAUCCAGGUGAUCAAAAUGUACACCUGGGAAGGCUCGUUCGCCAAGAUGAUCGAGAGUGUCCGGCGGAAGGAGAUCCACGCGAUCCGGGGUACCGCAUACGUGCGCGCAACGCUCAUCUCGUUCUUCACCGUGUCGCGCGUUUCCAUCUUCAUCAGCCUGCUGUCGUACACGGUGACCGAGAACGUGAUCACCGCCAAGAAGGUGUUCAUCGUGACGUCGUUCUACAGCAUCCUGAACGACUCGAUGGUCCACUUCUGGCCCAUGGCCAUCACGUUCUGUGCUGAGGGAUACAUCUCGCUCAAGCGCAUCCGAGACUUUUUGCUCACGCCCGAAGGCAAGCGGCGGCCGGCGGUCCCGGAGGUAGUACCGCCGGGGGGCGGCGACGAGACGGCGACGGCGAAACAGAAAAAGAAGACGGCAAGUCCGGCGGCAGCGAACGUAAAGUCGAGUCACCAGCAGCAAAAUGGUGGCGAGGGUAAAUCGGUGAAGCUGCCGAAGGACGAUGAAGUGUCGCGGGAACCGCUGCUACCGAAGCGUGUCGUCCGAACGGACGAAGGCGACAGGCGCGGGAUUGUGCUGAAUAAUGUGACCGCUCGUUGGGCGAUUCCAAUGGCACCGGAUGCCGGAGCGGGAGAUGCACCGGAUGAGGGAACAAACGUUGGCAUCGAAGCGAUCAGCCUGACGGUGGAACCGGGAAAGUUGUGUGUCCUCGUGGGUCAAGUUGGUUCCGGCAAGUCGACGAUGCUGCAGGUGCUGCUCGGUGAGCUGGAGAUCGAUGAGGGAAGCGUGGAAAUAGGCGGUACGAUCAGCUACGCCGCGCAGGAACCGUGGCUCUUUGAGGGCAGUGUGCGGAACAACAUUCUGUUCAUGGAACCGUACGACGAGCGGCGGUAUCUGCAGGUGGUCCGCGUUUGUGCCCUCGAACGUGACUUUGAGCUGUUCCCGCACGGUGAUCAAACGAUCGUCGGCGAACGAGGCAUUAGCCUAAGUGGAGGCCAGAAGGCACGGGUCAAUCUGGCCCGGGCCGUGUAUCGCCGGGCGGACAUCUACCUCCUGGACGACCCGCUCUCGGCCGUCGAUACGCACGUUGGGACGCACAUCUACGAGCGGUGCAUCCGCGAGAUGCUCGCCAAUCGGGUCUGUGUCCUUGUGACGCACCAGCUGCAGUACCUGAAGGACGUGCAGCAGAUCGUGCUGAUGGCCGCCGGGCGGGUGGAAGCCGUCGGGAGCUACCGGGAGCUGAAGAAGUCCAACAUUGAGUCACUGUUGGCCCUUACGCCGGACGAAUCGCCCGCCGAGAGCCCACUCGAGCGGGAGCUCGCAGCCAAGAGGCUGCGAAGAACCAGUGGCUCGUCGUCGUCGGGCAGGGACGAUUCACUGUUGGGCUUUGACUUUUUGCACGACGAAAAGCAGGAGGAGGAAAAAGAAUCUCAAGGCGGCACCGGGAGUGUCGGUCUGUCCGUGUACAAGUCCUACGUGACGGCCGUCGACAGCUGGGGAUGGAUCUUUUGGAUCACCACCCUGAUGCUGGUGUCGCAGAUUGUCAUCAGCGGCGUCGACAUCUUUGUGGCCGAGUGGGUGAACUGGGAAGAGCGCAUUGCCGGCGUGCCGUUCGAGUUCGACCUGAGCGGAAACCACACGAUCCUGAGCUCGCGGGACGUGCGCAUCCUGUUGCGCGAGCAGAAGCAGGUGAGCAACUACUUCGAGCGCCAACAGUUCAUCUGGAUCUACAGUGCGCUGAUCGUGCUGGUGGUGGUGGUCGUGGUCAAACGGUCGUUCUCGUUCUUCUACGUCUGCCUGCGCAUUUCGAUGAACCUGCACGAUCGGCUGUUCCGCGGGCUGACACGGGCCACGAUGCACUUCUUCAACACGAACCCCUCGGGCAGGAUACUGAACCGGUUUUCGAAGGACAUCGGGUCGAUCGAUUCCGCCCUGCCGUUGGCACUGUUUGACUGUAUUACGUUUUCCCUCGAAAUGAUCGCCGUAGUGGCGGUGGUAUCGAUCGUCAACUACUGGUUCCUGCUGCCGACCGCCGUCGUCGCCGUGGUGAUGUACUACAUCCGGCGGAUCUAUCUCAAUACGUCGCGCGUGGUCAAGCGGAUCGAGUCCGUGAACCGAUCGCCCAUCUUCACCCACACGAACGCCACCCUGCAGGGCCUGUCGACGAUCCGAGCCUUCGGGGCCGAGGCGGCACUGAAGCGCGAGUUCAACGACUUUCUCAACGUUAACUCGUCCGCCUGGUACAUGUUCAUCUCGACGUCCCGUGCCUUCGCCCUGUGGCUCGACCUCAUCUGCGUGCUGUACAUUGGUGUGGUAACGGUCAGCUUCCUGGUCGGUGGGCAGGACACGCUCGGCGGUAGCGUCGGGCUGGCCAUCACCAAGACCAUCAGCCUGGUCGGCAUGUGUCAGUGGGGGAUGCGGCAAUCGGCCGAACUCGAAAACCAGAUGGUGUCGGUUGAGCGCGUCCGCGAGUACAUCAAUCUACCGUCGGAGCCGCCGCUCGAAACGGCACCCAAGUACCGGCCGCCGCGCAACUGGCCCGAGCACGGUACGGUGCGGUUCACCAACGUCGAUCUGCGCUACUCCGAGGACGGGGAGCGGGUGCUGAAGGACCUCAACUUUGUGAUCCGACCGUGCGAGAAGGUUGGCAUCGUGGGGCGCACCGGGGCGGGCAAAUCGUCCCUCAUGCAGGCCCUCUUCCGCCUGGCACCGUUCGAGGGUAGCAUCGAGGUGGACGAUAUCGACACGAAGACGCUCGGGUUGCGUGACUUGCGCAGCAAAAUAUCCAUCAUUCCCCAGGACCCGAUCCUGUUCUCGGGCACACUGCGCAGCAACCUGGACCCGUUCGAGGAGCACAAAGACGACGACCUGUGGAGCGCACUGGAUCAGGUCGAGCUGAAGGAGGCGGUCUCGUCGCUGGCCGGUGGCCUCGAGUGCCGAAUGUCCGACGGUGGCAGUAACUUCAGCAUGGGCCAGCGGCAACUCGUCUGCCUGGCGCGUGCCAUUUUGCGCAACAACAAAAUUCUCGUCCUCGACGAGGCCACUGCCAACGUGGACCCGGAAACGGACAAACUCAUUCAGACCACCAUUCGGACCAAGUUUGCCCACUGCACAGUGCUGACCAUCGCCCAUCGACUGCACACGGUCAUGGACAGCGAUCGGGUGCUGGUGAUGGACGCGGGCCGAGUGGUCGAGUUUGGCCACCCGCACGAGCUGCUGCACGGUCCGAUCGGAUACCUGCGGCGGCUCGUCGACCAAACCGGUGUAGCUACGGCGGCCAUGUUGAUGCGUACGGCCGAGGAGAGCUUCAAAAAAUCGAGCGCCAAACAAUCGGAAGCAAUCACGCUGGGCAUCAUCGUGGCAAUUAGCCAAGAUGAACGCCUGAACGACCAAAAGAUACACGAUCUGCGGCGGGAAGCGAACCCGGUGACGCGGGCGAACCUCGUCUCGUGGUACACGUUCUGGUGGCUGAAGAACCUGUUCCAGACGGGCCUGAAGCGGCCGAUCGAAGAAACCGACAUCUAUGACACGCUGUCGCAACACCAAAGCGCCCAGCUGGCGUUCGAAUUCGAGCGGCAGUGGAAGCAGGAACGGAAACGGAACCAGCAGAGCCCGAGCUUCCUGCGCGUCAUCUGCCGCAUCUACUGGCGCCACAUCCUGGGCUACGGAUCGAUGUACACGAUCGUCGACCUGAUGGCGCGAAUCCUGCAGCCGCAGUGCCUGGGCGGGUUGGUGUCGUACUUUGCACCGGGCCAGAGCACCAUCGGCAAGCGCGAGGCAUACUACUACGCGACCGGCAUCAUCCUGUGCUCGUUCGUCCCGGUGGCCAUCUUUCACCACUUCAUACUGUACAUUUUCCAAAUCGGCAUGAAGAUCCGUGUCGCGUGCUGCUCGCUGCUGUACAAGAAGGCACUGCGGAUUACGAAAGCCGCCGCGACGGACGGGAUGACCGGUCAGGUUAUCAAUCUGAUGUCGAACGAUGUGGCCAAGUUCGACAUCGCCACCGGAUUCGUCCAUGACAUCUGGAAGGGACUGAUCGAGCUGCUGGUGCUCGGGUACUUUAUCUACCAGCAGAUCGGCGUGACGGGACUGUUCGGGAUUGCGUUUUUGCUUAGCUUCAUUCCACUGCAAGCAUGGCUCGGCAAGAAGGCGGCCACGUUCCGGCUGAAGACGGCCAACCGCACCGACCGGCGGAUACAGUUCAUGAACGAAAUCAUCCAGGGCAUCCAGGUGAUUAAGAUGUACGCCUGGGAGGGCAGCUUCAGCCGCACGGUGGACCGCAUCCGGCGGAAGGAGGUGGCCGGCAUCCGGGGCACGCUCUUCAUCCGGGCCGGGCUGCUAUCGUUCAAUCUCGUGUCCCGGGUGGCGAUCUUCCUCAGCCUGUGCGCGUACGUCCUGCACGGCAACGCGUUCACCGCCAAGAAGGUGUUCAUCGUGACGUCCUACUUCAACUGGCUCUACAGCUCGAUGCUCCACUUCUGGCCGCUGGCGCUGACAUCCGUGCACGAGGGGCUGGUCUCGAUAAGGCGCAUCGAGGGCUUUCUGCUGCUGGCGGAAAAGAAAUUCCAACCGGCCGCCGCCGCCGGCCGGAAGGGUGCCCCCGUGCCGGGCGCCGGGCAAGAUGAAAGUGAGCUCCAGCUGCUGACCGGUCUCGGGGGCCCCGGGGCGGCAAACGCAAACGGUGGUAUGGCCGUCGUCGACGGUGGACCACCCAAAAGCAAGCGCUUCGUCAACCGCAAGGCCGUUACGCGGCACGGCAUCUUUAUGCGCGACGGUACGGCGCUCUGGGAGAAGGAACCGGCCCGCGACUCGGAUGGACUGCUGCGAGGAAAUGGGCUCCGAGGUGUGACGCUGGCGGUGGAACGGGGUACCCCGUGCGUGGUGGUCGGACCGGUGGGCUGCGGUAAGUCAACGCUGCUGCAGGUAGCGCUCGGCGAGCUGGAGCUGGACGAGGGCCGGCUGGAUGUGAACGGCAGCGUGAGCUACGCUCCGCAGGAACCGUGGCUGUUCGAGGGCACGGUCAAGAACAACAUCGUCUUCACGGAGGACUACCAGGAGAAGCGGUACCGGGAGGUGGUCCGCGUUUGUGCCCUCGAGCGCGACUUUCGGCUGCUGCCAGCCGGCGACCAGACGGUGGUCGGCGAGCGCGGCAUCAGCCUGAGCGGGGGCCAGCGGGCCCGCGUCAGCCUGGCGCGGGCCGUGUACCGCCGGGCGGACAUCUACCUCCUGGACGACCCGCUCUCAGCCGUCGACACGCACGUCGGGAAGCACAUCUUCGAGCAGUGCAUCCUGCAGUACUUAAAGGACAAAGUUUGCGUGCUGGUAACGCACCAACUUCAGUACUUAAAGGACAUCGACCAUGUCGUGCUAAUGAACGUGGGGCGCGUCGAAGCGCAGGGCGCGUUCCGGGCGCUGGCCGCGACCGGCAAGUUCUCGGCGCUGCAGGACCAAACGCAGGACGUGCAGGAGCCGCCGCCCGGAGGGGAGCUGGACGAUGACGCAUCGCCACUUGACGCCACCCAGGGCAAGGAUAAUGGCCGACCGUCGCUCCGGCACUCCGAUAGUGUCGGGAGCGGUGGCGGAAUUGAAUACGAUACCAUCGGCAACAGCAUUGACAGUGGCAGCGCCUGGGGCACCACCGGUGGAACCGAUUCGCGCCGUAAUGUCACGCCGACGGUGCAACCGACGCCGGCACAGCACCAGCCGGCCCACCAGCAGCACCAGUCGCUCUACCAACCGUCCCCGUUCUCGUCGAGCAGCAUGGUGUUCGAUGGGUUCGACGAACGCCCGAACCCGGCGGCGGUGGCCAAUGGGCACCCCGGCACGGUCGGCAAGGAAUCUCAACUGACCGGCCAGGUGGGCUGGAGGGUGUACCGGAGCUUUUUCCAGGCGGUCGAAAGUAACCUACUGCUGGCGCUGGCCGUCGCCCUGUUCCUGCUGGCCCAGGCCAGCAUGAGUGGCCUCGAUUACUACAUCUCGCAGUGGGUCAACUGGGAGGAGUACGUCAGUGCGCUGGAGCGCUUGCGGGCUAACGUGUCGGCGGUCGCACCGGAAGGUGCUGGUGCCGGUAACGAUACUAGCGACCCGACCGACCCACUACUGCCGAUACCGGCCAAACUGGCCGGGAGCAUCUUCACCCGGAUGUCGCGCCAUGAGUACAUCCUGACGUACGGCAUCGCGAUGCUGCUCAUGUUCGGGCUCUCGCUGAGCAGAUCGUUCCUGUUCUUCUACGUGUGCCUGCGGGCCACGAUCCGGCUGCACGAUCGGUUGUUCCGCGGUAUCACCCGGGCCACCAUGUACUUUUUCAACACGAACCCGUCCGGCCGGAUACUGAACCGUUUUUCGCGCGAUAUUGGCUGCAUCGAUACGUUUCUGCCGUUCGCCAUGAUGGACUGCAUUCUGUUCUUCGUAGAGUUCUCCGCCAUCAUCGUGCUGGUGGCGGUCGUGAACUCCUGGCUCCUGCUGCCGACGGCCGUCAUGGGGAUCGCUUUCUACUGUCUGCGCCACGUGUACACCAACACGGCGCGGAGCAUCAAACGCGUGGAGGCAUCCACCCGGAGCCCCAUCUUUUCGCAUGCCAACGCAUCCUUCCAGGGGCUCACGACGAUACGGGCGUUUGGCGUGGAGAAGAUUCUGGCCGACGAGUUCGACAAGCACCAGGACCUGAACACUUCCGCGUGGUACCUCUUCCUCGCGACAACCCGUGCCUUCGCCCAGUGGCUGGAGAUGGUGUGCGUGCUGUACAUCGCUGUCGUUACGCUCAGCUUUCUGGUGGUCGAGGACUCGAUGAGCGGCAACGUCGGGCUGGCCAUCACGCAGGUGUUCAAUCUGAUCUUCAUGUGCCAGUGGGGCAUGCGGCAGACGGCGGAGCUCGAGAACCAGAUGACGUCCGUGGAGCGGGUGCUUGAGUACGCCGAGGUGCAACCGGAGCCACCGCUCGAGACGAGCCCAAAGCACGCCCCGGGUGCCGGAUGGCCCGCGGCCGGCGCCAUACGGUUCGAGCAGUUCUCGCUCCGCUACUCACCGCACGCUGCCAUGGUGUUGCGUGACCUCAACCUUGCGGUCGGUGCCGGCGAGAAGAUCGGCAUCGUCGGCCGGACCGGAGCCGGCAAAUCAUCCCUCAUACAGGCGCUGUUCCGGCUGGCGGUGAACGAGGGCCUCGUGUACGUGGACGGCGUGGACAUUGGCACACUCGGACUGCACGAUCUGCGCCGGCGCAUCUCGAUCAUCCCGCAGGACCCGAUCCUGUUCUCUGGCACGGUGCGCGAAAAUUUGGACCCCUUCCGGCAGCACGCGGACACCGAACUGUGGACGGCUCUCGGGCAGGUGGAACUCAAGGGCACGGUGCAGGCGAUGGAGGGUGGCCUGGAUGGGCGGAUGGCGGACGGUGGAGCGAACUUUAGCAUGGGCCAGCGGCAGCUGGUCUGUCUGGCCCGGGCCAUCCUGCGCCGCAACCGCAUCCUGAUACUGGACGAGGCAACGGCCAACGUGGACCCGGAGACGGACAAGCUCAUCCAGCGGACCAUCCGGGAGCAGUUCGGCGACUGCACCGUGCUGACGAUCGCCCACCGCCUGCACACCGUGAUGGACAGCGACCGGGUGCUGGUGAUGGAUGCGGGCCGAGUGGUGGAGUUUUCGCACGCCCACGAGCUGCUCCAGCGCACGUCCGGGGCCCUGAAGCGGCUGGUCGGCCAAACGGAGCCCGCCACGGCGGACGCCCUGGCGCAGAUGGCGCUCGAGAGCUACCAACGGCGACGGCUGACGCAAUCGGGCUCAAAGUUGUCCGAAAUGGGAGCAUCGGUCGACGAGCCCGACGAGCAUCCUUACGCCGCUGCCAAUCCGGUUUCGAGAUACUUUUUCUGGUGGCUCCGGGGUUUGCUGCGUACCGGGCUGCGGAGACAAAUAGUGCCGGGCGACAUCUGUGAGAGUCUGCUUCCGGACCUUCGGAGUGCGACGGUUGGUGCCACGUUUGGGCGCCAGUGGGACCGAGAGGCGCCACACCCGCAGCAGCAGCAGGAGAACCGGUCGAUCGACGGCCGGAAAGCAUCGACCGGUGAUGGAGACCCGGCGCCGUGGAGGCUCCUGCGGACCGUAUUACGCAUUCACGGGGCCGGCGUGCUCGCGUUCGGCUUCGUCUACAGCUCAAUCGAGUCCGCGUGCAGGAUUGGCCAACCGUUUCUGUUGGGCCAACUGAUCCUGUACUUUGACCAGCAGCGCGGGGCGGAUGACGCCGAUUGGGCGGCACUGAGCCUGGCGCAAGCGUACGGAUACGCGGUCGGCAUCGUGAUGACCGUGGUGGCACCGAUGGCCCUGUUCCACACGUACCAGCUGUACCUGCUGAAGGUGGCCAUGAAAAUUCGCAUCGGGUGCUGUGCGCUCAUCUACGGCAAGGUACUGCGACUGAGCGCCUCCACCGAGGGCCUGUCCGGCACGGUGCUGAAUCUAAUGGCGAACGACGUGAGUCGGUUCGAUUACGCCGUCAUCUUCCUGCACGACCUCUGGAAGGGCCCGGUCGAGCUGGUCAUCGUGGCGGUGCUCGUUUACCGUGAAAUUGGAGCCGCCGGUCUGAUCGGGAUGGGCUUCCUGCUCCUGUUCCUGCCGGUUCAGGCGUGGCUCGGCCAGCGGUCGGCCGGAUGCCGCAUGGCGACCGCGCUGGCCACCGACGAGCGGGUGCGCUUCACGAACGAGGUGCUGCGCGCCAUCCAGACCAUCAAAAUGUACGUCUGGGAGCGACCGUUCGAGCAGAUCGUCCACCGGUUGCGUCGCAAGGAAAUCCGGGCCCUGCGGGGCAGCGCCCUGAUUCGAUCGGCCCUGUUUGCGCUGCGCAUCGUGCCGAAAGUGUCCUUGUUUCUUGCGCUCGUGUCGUACGUGUACCUCGACCACGCGCUCACCGCCCGCCGCGUCUACAUGCUCAUCUCGUUCUUCAGCGUCGUGCACCACUCGAUGGUGGAGUUCUGGCCGCUGGCCGUGAUGUCCGCCGCCGAGGGCUGGACCUCCUUGCGGCGCAUCCAGUCGUUUUUGGUUCAAAGCACCGACCUCAACGAUGGGCGCGUGGAGGACCGUGAAGCGGCGGUUACUUCACCCCGACCGGUCUCGGUGGAGCUUGACGAUGUGUCCACCUCUUGGGUGGACUCUGGUUUUGCGCUCCGCCACCUAACGCUUGCGACCGGAGUGCCGGCCCAUCAAACGGUCGCCAUCGUUGGGAGCAUCGGGGCCGGUAAGUCAACGUUGCUCAGCCUGAUUACCGGCGAGCAGCUGGCCACCGGGGGUCGCAUCGCGGUGCACGGCACGGUCAGCUACUGCUCCCAGCGGCCCUGGAUCUUCGAGGGUUCCAUUCGGCAGAACGUGCUGUUUGUGGAACCGUAUGACGAGCUUCGCUACCGGAGCGUGCUGCGCGUGUGCGCCCUCGAGCGGGACGUCCAGUUGUGGCCAGCUGGCGACGAGACGGCGGUCGGGGAACGGGGCGUCAGCUUGAGUGGCGGUCAGCGGGCACGCAUCAACCUGGCCCGAGCGCUGUACCGCAGGGCGGACAUCUACCUGCUGGACGACCCGCUCUCGGCCGUUGACACACACGUCGCGAACCGAAUCUUCCAGGCGGCCAUCCGAACGUUUCUGGCCGGCCGUCUGUGUCUGCUCGUGACGCACCAGCUGAAGUAUGUGAGCGCGGUCGAGCACAUUGUGCUGCUGGACGAUGGUCGCAUCCUCGACCAGGGCACCUACCCCUCCAUGCAGUCCCACUUCAGUGGGGCUCGUGACGGUGGACCAGUGGCCGAUGAACUCCCGGAGAAGUCAACCACGGUGGAUGACGCCGACAGGGAGCCGGGAGCCCCACCCGAGGACGGCCAACCCGGCGAAGGGCAGGAAGACGGUACGGUGCGGUUCACCGUGUACACUGACUUCCUGAAGUCGGUCCAGAGUGUGCCGUUCGUGGUGCUGGUCGCCGCACUCAUGCUGGCGUCGCAGAUCGCAUCCACCGGAACCGACUACUUCGUGUUCAUUUGGGUCGAUUGGGAGGAAACCAUUGCCGGUACGGCGGAGGCCCGAUGGACCACCACGGACCACGUGCUGCUGUACGCCGGGGCCAUCGCGCUCACCGUCCUGCUGACGGCCAACUGCUUCGCGUUCUUCGGCAUGUGUCUCCGGGCGUCGCUCCACGUGCAUGCCGCCCUCUACCGGGGCGUGACAUACACGGCGAUGCAGUUUUUCACCCACAACAGCUCCGGCCGGGUGAUGAACCGCUUCUCGAAGGACAUCGGGCUCAUCGACGCGAGCCUUCCGAUCGUCAUGGCCGACAGUCUCUACUUCUUCCUGGAGCUGGCCGGCAUCGUGACGAUUGUGGCGCUGGCCAACUAUUGGCUGCUCGUGCCGACCGCGAUUAUGGGGCUGGUGUUCUGCCUGCUGCGGUACGCGUUUCUCCGGACGGCGCGCAACGUCAAGCGAGUCGAAGCGAUCACCCGCAGUCCGGUCUUUACGCACACGAACGUGACCGUGGAGGGUCUGGCCACGGUCCGGGCGUGCGGUGCCGAGCGUCAGCUGGAGGCCGAGUUCCACCGGCACCAGGACCGCAACACAGCGGCCGGCUUCCUGUUCGGAGCUACGACGCGGGGCUUCGCAUUCUGGCUGGACGUCGUCUGCUCGCUCUACAUAGCGUCCGUCGUGCUGAGCUUUCUGGUGAUUGGAAAUGAUAUCGUGAGCGGUAACGUGGGGCUGGCCAUCACGCAGGUACUCAACCUGAUCGGAAUGUGCAACUGGGGCAUCCGGCAGACGGCGGAGCUCGAGAACCAGAUGACGUCCGUGGAGCGCGUGCUCGAGUACGCCCGACUGGAACCGGAGCCGGACCUGGAGCCAUCCUCAGACGGCUCGCUAGUGCCCGCCGAAACUUGGCCCGAACGCCCCAGCAUCGUGUUCCGGGACGUCACCCUGCGGUACACCCCGGAGUCGCGGGUGCCCGUGCUCAAGCAGUUGAGUUUCGAAAUCCAGCCAAAGGAACGUGUCGGCAUCGUGGGACGCACCGGCGCGGGCAAGUCGUCUAUAAUUCAGGCCCUCUUUCGACUCACGCCGCCGCCACCCGGCGGCCGAGAUGGUAUCAUUGAGAUUGACAGAAUCAAUAUCGGGACGGUGCCGCUGCGUCGAUGCCGGAGUCGUAUCUCGAUCGUGCCCCAGGAUCCGGUCCUGUUCUCCGGCAGUUUGCGCACCAAUUUGGACCCGGACAGCCAACUGCCGGACGAGCGGCUCUGGCGGGCGCUCGAACAGGUGGAACUGAAGACUACCGUCAGCGAGCUGGCCGGCGGUUUGAACAGCAAAGUGGCCGAAGGUGGCACCAACUUCAGUGCCGGCCAGCGGCAGCUACUGUGCCUGGCGAGGGCCAUACUGCGCGACAGCAACAUACUGGUGCUGGACGAAGCCACGGCCAGUGUUGACCCGAGGACCGAUCAGCUCAUUCAGCGCACGAUCCGGGCCGAAUUUGGAAACUGCACCAUCCUAACCGUGGCCCACCGGAUACACACGAUCCUGGACAGCGACCGUGUGCUCGUGAUGGACGCUGGGCGCCUGGUAGAGUUCGACACUCCGGACCGGUUGCUCCGUAUUCCGGGCGGAUACUUCCGGCGGCUGGCCGAAGAGAACUGA
This is a messenger RNA of Anopheles cruzii, 12474 nucleotides long. RefSeq lists its product as uncharacterized. Gene Ontology annotation, molecular function: ATP binding; ATP hydrolysis activity; ABC-type transporter activity. The record is from RefSeq and is a predicted model, not a curated record. Lineage: Eukaryota; Metazoa; Arthropoda; Insecta; Diptera; Culicidae. Gene Ontology annotation, cellular component: membrane. Gene Ontology annotation, biological process: transmembrane transport. The transcript has 28 exons. Bases 1 to 12474 code for a protein of 4157 amino acids.